Dromaius novaehollandiae (emu) is the source of this 2634-nucleotide messenger RNA. It is a transcript of the gene APEH, whose product is annotated as acylaminoacyl-peptide hydrolase. The record is from RefSeq and is a predicted model, not a curated record. Lineage: Eukaryota; Metazoa; Chordata; Aves; Casuariiformes; Dromaiidae. Gene Ontology annotation, biological process: proteolysis. Bases 1 to 2634 code for a protein of 877 amino acids. The transcript has 20 exons. Gene Ontology annotation, molecular function: serine-type endopeptidase activity.
AUGGGGCUGGGCUGGUCCCCGCUCGGCAGCUGCGGGCAGCACGGGGAGCCUCUCCGUGCCACGGUGGAGGCCGCAAGUCUCCUUGGGCCGGUGCACAGCAAGCGAGUGUGGAGCCCCCCCCCAGUCCCCUUCUCUGGCAUCCUGGGGCCGAGCCCGAGGCAGCUGGAGGACUGGCAUCAGCCCAGGCGCCCGGCCCGGCCCGGGCCCCCCUCGCAUGCUGAUGCCGCUUGCGCAGGCCUGGCGGCCUGCCCGGCCCAGCAGGCACAGACGGCGACGGGCUGUGCAUGGAGGAGCAGGCCCCAUGGCCUCGGGGGACAAGCCAAGCGGAGAGGUGGGCAUGGGGUCCCGCGUGGGCGCAGGAGCAGGGGCCGUCGGUGGGAAGAGCCCCGUUUUGGGGGGCAGGGAGGCCACGUUGCCCAUUGCCGGUGGACGUCUUCCCGCACGCAGCUGGCGAGCAGCCUGCGGGCCAUCGCUGCCCGCUACCAGGAGCUCAGCCAGUUCCCCACGGUGACCCACGCCGCCCUUGGGGCUGGGCCCACCACCUCUGCAGGGGGCCAGACCUUCCUGCUCUACACUGAGUGCAGCCAGCCGGACCCGGGGCGCCGGCGGUGCCUGCGCUUCAGCCGGCACUACAGCGUGCACCGCUCGCCCGGCGGCACCGUCUCCGUCAGCCGGGCAGCUCUCAGCGCCGAGCUCCAGCACCAGCUCCUCGGCCAGCUCUCGCCCACGGGGCGGCACCGCGCCGUGCUCACCCGCUGCCCAGACCAGCGCCACGAGCUGCUGGAGGUGUGGGGCAGCACCGGCCGCAGCUGCAGCGUGGACCUCACAGCGCUGGGCAAGCACGGAGAGGUCUACACAGAGGGCCCCUUUGCUUGCCUGGCUUGGUCCCACGCGGAGACACGGCUGCUCUACGUGGCCGAGAAGAGCCAGCCCACACCACGGCCCCGCUUCUCCUGGGAUGGUCCAGGAGCGGCCGGGGCGGCAGAGGAGGAAGAGGAGGAGAAGGGCGAGCGGUUCCUGUACCACGAGGACUGGGGGGAGGCGCUGAGCACCCGCAGCGUGCCCGUCCUCUGCGUGCUGGACGUCCAGGAGAGCAGCGUCACUGUGCUGGAGGGUGUCCCAGAGGACGUCUCCCCCGGGCAGGCCCUGUGGUCCCCCGAUGACAGCGGCGUGGUGUUCGUGGGCUGGUGGCACGUGCCCUUCCGGCUGGGGCUGAGCGCCUGCUCCAACAGGAGGUCGGGUAUUUUCUACUUGGACCUGGCCAGCAGGCGCUGUGAGCUGCUGUCCGCGGAGCACCGCGCAGCCUGCUCCCCGCGGCUCAGCCCCGACGGCCGGCGCCUGCUGUACCUGGAGGGGGCUGUGGGGGGGCCCCACCGCCAGUGCCUGCAGCUGCGCGUGCUCACCUGGCACACGAGGCUGACGGCGACGGUGCUCGACGUGGUCCGGGAGCCCCCCGACGGCGAGGGCAGCGGGGCCUUCACCGGGAUCUACGCGGACGCGCUGCCGCCGCGGUGCUGGGCGGCCGACAGCCGCCGAGCCCUGCUCAGCACCCCGCAGCGGAGCCGCACGGACCUGCUGCUCGCCGACACGGAGGCAGCCACCGUGACCAACCUCACCGCAGGCUCGCCUGAAGGGUGCUGGGUGCUGCUCACCACCCAGUGGGACCUGCUCGUGGCCACCUGCUCGGCCCCCCACCAGCCGCCCAGCCUGGUGGUGGCGGUGCUGCCACCGGCGGGCCAGGAGCCGACACUCCGCUGGGUGCGCGCAGAGGACACUGCACCGGUGCCCGGCAUCUCCUGGAAAACCCUGUCGGUCCAGCUGCCCUGCGAUGAGCAGAGCCCUCCUCUGCGCCCCCAGGCCUUGGAGGCCGUGCUGCUGAGCCCGCCGGCCGGCGCGGCACCACACCCCUUGGUCGUGUGCCCCCACGGUGGCCCCCACGCUGUCUUCGACGCCCGCUGGCGCCCGUCCAUGGCCGCGCUGUGCCAGCUGGGCUUCGCCGUGCUCAUGGUGAAUUACCGCGGCUCCCUGGGCUUCGGCCAGGCCGCCAUCGACUCGCUGCUCUCCCGGGUGGGCGAGCAGGACGUGGCGGACACGCAGCUGGCGGUGGAGCGAGCGCUGCAGAGCGAGGCCCUGGACCCGUGUCGCGUGGCCCUGCUGGGCGGCUCCCACGGCGCCUUCAUCGCCCUCCACCUGCUCGCCCGCCACCCGGAGCGCUACCGGGCCUGCGCCGUCCGCAGCCCCGUCACCAACCUGGCCACCUUGCUGGGCACCUCCGACAUCCCCGACUGGCGCUACACGGCCCUGGGGCUGCCCUAUGCCUUCGAGCGGGUGCCCCGCGCCGAGGACCUGGCUGCCAUGCUGCUGCACUCGCCCAUCACCGGGGCGUCCCGGGUGCGGGCACCGGUGCUGCUGUGCGUCGGCGGGAGGGACCGGCGCGUGUGCCCCAUGCAGGCGCUGGAGUUUUACCGGGUGCUGCGAGCCAGGGACGUCCCGGUGCGCCUGCUCUGGUACCCGGAGGGAAACCACGCGCUGUCCGGCGUGGAGACGGAGGCCGACGUCUUCGGGAACUGCGCCCGCUGGAUCAUCCAACAUCUGGGGCAGAGCCGGGCCGCGCCGGGCCAGCAUGGCCCCUAG